Labrus mixtus (cuckoo wrasse) is the source of this 6283-nucleotide messenger RNA. RefSeq names its product EYA transcriptional coactivator and phosphatase 3 (gene eya3). Gene Ontology annotation, cellular component: nucleus. The record is from RefSeq and is a predicted model, not a curated record. The coding region runs from base 174 to 1856 and encodes 560 amino acids. The transcript has 18 exons. Gene Ontology annotation, molecular function: protein tyrosine phosphatase activity. NCBI's taxonomy places the organism in Eukaryota, Metazoa, Chordata, Actinopteri, Labriformes, Labridae. Gene Ontology annotation, biological process: cell differentiation; positive regulation of DNA repair; multicellular organism development.
ACAUUUCGCGCAUGCGCACUAAGGCACAGCAACGACAGCUCCCUAACAACGGACAAAGCUUGACACUGUGGAUUUAAAAUUGCAGACGCUUUAAUUGAAGCGUUUUCUAACACACUCCUUAAAUGGGUCCCGACACACUCUCCAGGUGCAGAGAGUAGGCUGUGUGUGCAGACAUGUCGGCUCGCUCGGCUGCAGAGAUGGAUGACUCGCAAGACCUACCUGAGCUGCCGACAAAGAAGGCAAAGCUUGAGAUCGAUGGUGGACUGGAGAAGGAGCCACGUCAUUUAGGUGAGGAUGGGAGUCCAGGGUCAUCAGAGCAGGAGAACACCUACUCUGCACUGGCCACAGCCCAACUUGAGCCAAGUGAUCAGGAGCAGCAAGAUGGAGAUGAACAGGCAGCAGCUCAAGCAUGCAGCAACUCCAUGAACUCGUAUGCACAUUCAUCCACAGACACGACGGCCACAGCUGAAUACACCCAACAGGUUUAUCAAGGAAGCAACCCCUCAGUGACGUCGUACCCCAACCAGGUGGCCUUCCCUCCUCUGGCCCAGUCCACUGUGUACUCUGCCUUCCCCCAGACGGGUCAGACCUACGGCCUCCCUCCCUUUGGCUCAAGCUUCACAACAUCCAGUGUGUACUCCAGCAUCCCGUCAGCGACAGCAGCCACAACAGCCUCCCCCACAGCGACCCAUCAGGAAUUUAGCAGCUAUAACUCUCUGGGACAGAGUCAGUUCUCUCAGUACUACACUCUGCCUCCCAGCUACGUGCCUGCCGGCCUGCCCAACAGCGAGGACCACGGCACCGGUGUGGGAGCGGCCGGAUAUUCAGCUGAUAAGUCAGAGCAGGCUGCGUCAGCUGGACUGCCUCCCAGAGACGCAUCUCCACCAGAGAACCUUCCGGCAGGUGCGGCUCUUCCUACAGGUGUGUGUCUCCCGGCUGCAGCCCGAGAUCAGGACGAGGUUGGACGCAGGAACUCUGUCGGCAAAGCGAAAGGAAAAGCCAAGAAGCCCGAUAACGCUCCACCUACUGAGACUGACCUGGAGCGUAUUUUCCUGUGGGACCUGGAUGAGACCAUUAUCAUUUUCCACUCCCUGCUCACUGGCUCCUACGCACAGAAGUUUGGCAAGGACCCGACAACAGUGCUGAACUUGGGCCUGCAGAUGGAGGAGCUGAUCUUUGAGCUGGCAGACACUCACCUUUUCUUCAACGACCUGGAGGAGUGUGAUCAAGUCCAUGUGGAGGAUGUCGCCUCCGACGACAAUGGACAGGAUCUGAGUACCUACAACUUCCUGGCCGAUGGCUUUAAUGGUCCCAGUGGUGGAGGGGCUUCAGGAACCACCGCAGGAGUCCAGGGAGGGGUGGAGUGGAUGCGGAAACUGGCCUUUCGAUACCGCCGUCUAAAAGAGCUCUACAACAGCUACAAAGGGAACGUGGGAGGCCUGCUGAGUCCUAUGAAAAGAGAUCUGCUUCUGCGUCUGCGGUCAGAGAUCGAGAACGUUACAGACGCGUGGCUCGGCACAGCGCUCAAGUCUCUGCUGCUCGUCCAGUCCAGGGGGAAGUGUAUGAACGUGUUGGUCACCACCACUCAGCUGGUUCCAGCUCUGGCCAAAGUGCUUCUCUACGGCCUGGGAGACGUCUUCCCCAUCGAGAACAUCUACAGCGCCACCAAAAUAGGAAAGGAGAGUUGCUUUGAGAGGAUCGUCUCGCGCUUUGGGAAAAAGGUGACCUAUGUGGUGAUAGGCGAUGGUCGAGAUGAGGAGUUUGCAGCAAAACAGCACAAUAUGCCUUUCUGGCGGAUCUCCACUCACGGCGACCUCGUGUCUCUGCACCAAGCGCUGGAACUGGACUUCCUGUGAAGGAGGCGGCGAUGAAAGUCGCUCACUAAAAGGGAAUUAGUCAUGCUGUCGGUUUGUGGAGUGACGUUGUGUUAGAAAAAAAAAAAAUCCUCCAGGACUCAAAACGGUACUCACUCGUAUAUAAGAAAUGCCUAUCUGCCUGACGUGUAAAGACUUUACUGUGUGACGGUGAUGUACUGAGGCGGACUUUGGGUCGGAGCUGACUGUGAGAAACGGACUAGAUGCAUCAUUUGGUUGAAUUAAGGUUCCUCCAGCACUCCCUCCUCUACGGCAGCUAACCUCAACGCGGCUGAAACUGGCACUGAAACGGACACAAAAGGGAAGACAUCUUUUUCUUCUUUUUGCCCUCCUCCUUUUAUUUUUCUUCAAGUAUCAAAAGCUGAUUUCACACAUGCACUCCUGAAAAUGUUCUAGAAAGACGUUUAAAAAAAAAAAAAAAAAAAAAAAAGGACCCUGUGGCAUUCCAAGAUGGCAGACGAAGCGGCAGAAUUCAACACUGUAGUGUUACUUCAUUUUUUGCCUUUACAUCGAUUCUUUGUGUGAUUGGACAUAUUCACAAAUCAUCCAAUGAGCGAGAAAAGAACAUCCAGGCGAGCAGACAAGAGUUUGAAGUGACUUCAUUACUUGCUCAAGAUUAUACUGGUCACUCUACGGUUUCACGUUAUAAAUGUCAUCCCGCCCCUCCGCCUGCUCGCUCAUGCUUAAUCUUUCCUGAAUGUUACCUGCUGCGCUCACACGUCAGCUCAUCCUGACUGCAAACGGAAAUGUCUCCUCAGGGUGCUAACAGGGGAAAGGCAACAACAGUUAACGUGAAGAAACUCAUCUGAGAAAGUUUUCAGCAUGUGUGAAAACUACAGAGUUCCUGAAGUCUGAAAAAAUUAAAAAAUUGUGUUUUGUGCACACACAGAAAUGAUCCUGUUUGCACAAGAUUCAUAAAAAAAUAUUUUUUGGGACUUCAGGGACUCCGUAGAAAACAGCUUAACUCUCCUGCAAUGCAACAAUCCCUCUUUAUUUUUUAUUCCUCUUUUCAGGAUUCAAACAACCAAAGGUCAGUUUUUGUUUCUUCUCCUUUUUUAUGGGAGUUUUUUUUUGUUUGUUGCUUUAUAUAGACUCUGUAUAACUGAAAUAAUAAUAUCAAAGCACAUUUGUAAAAACAGAACUCUUUCCGGGUUGUUUUUCUCUCAUUCAAAGUCUUUCAGUAUCAAAUGACUCUUUACGUUUUCCUCUUAUGUAACCAUUCACGUCUUUUAACAAAAGGAACUACUACAUCUGGUAACACACAAAAAAAGAACUUUGUCAUGACCUCCCCUCCUGACCCGACCUCACCACACCAUGAGUCAGCUGCUCUGACCUCUGUUUGUUCCUCUCUAGUCGUGUUUCGGUGUGUGUGUCACCUGUGGUCAGUGGGCGAGCGUGUGCAGCUGAGGAUCAUGCUCCCUCAAACUCCUGACAAACCUGGCCUCUCUGAGUUUCUCAGUGAUCACAGCAGGUUGCUCUGAACAGAACCAAACACAGCUCGGUUUAAGCAAUGACUUCCUGAGCUGUUCAGUUAUUCUGAAGUGCGCAGAUUACCGAGCACGACGUGUAGAGGAUAACGAGAGCCGUGUCCCAAAUCCACACUACUCUCUUCAAAGUAUUAUCAUUAUUCUCAUAGUAGACUGUUAUAACAAAAUUCAACUUAUGUUGCCUCUUUGUUGGCUUUCCACCAUACCAGACUUUUAAACUUCAAUAUAAUAGAUGUCAAAAUCAAAUGAUAUUGGUAGCUGUUUUGAUACCACGGCAAUAAAAAUAGAAGUCCUAAGCACCAAAUAUCGAGUCAUUUUUUGUUUUAAAUCACCAAAAUUGCAAGCAAACUCCUUCACACCGUCUAAAUUGCACAAAUGCAUCGGUACUGAAACAUUGCCAAUGUGUUCAUGCCUUUGAGACGGUGCUUUCUCUCUUCUCUUCGGCCAUUCUCCAUGCCAUCGGUCGUUGAAAUAAUCAUAAUUCACGGGGUAUUAAUAAGUCUAAUAUUUUGAACAGCAUUUGGCUUUGUGCUCACAGAUGAUGAGCAUAUUCAUGCAGCAAUGUGCAGAUGUUUCUGCAAGUUAAAGGUGCCCCCCCCCCGCCCCCUUUUAAUUUGGCUUCAAUGGGAAAUAAUGUCCACAGUUUUUUCUACCACCUGCAGGUUGAAUAACUUUUCAAGCGCAAACAAACAACAGACUUAAAUCCCCUUAAAGUCAGUACGGAGGCUGGAUCGGAGAAGCGUCUCUCACAUAUGAAGGACUUGUGUUUCUUUGUCGAGAGUACGGCUGCCAAUAGGGAUUUUUUUUUAUCUUUGAAUCCAAGGUUUGAAAUUCUCGAUUAAUUGAUCGGUUGCUUCAUCUAAAAAUCAUCAGAAGUGGGUCGAGUGAUGUGUUGGGUAAUUUUUGUUUUCGUGUUCGAGUCCAAAACCCAAAGACUAAGACUGAGAAAUAGGUUUUCCUCACAUUCUGUUUUUUUUUGAUUUAGGAAUGAAUUCUUCAGGAUUUUCAGCGUCAGUCCUUAAAGUCUCAGAAAUUCCACCAGAGUUCACCGACCCCAAAAAGCUUAGAGUGUCCAGCUGUUUUUGAACCUUGUUCAGUGGAGCAGAUAGGUGGCCCUGCCUACGAAUAGCCUGCAUCAUGUUUCUGGUAUAUUCUGUGUUUUAAAGUUUUUUUUAAACCAGACAACAUCACUGUCUGCUCAGAUGUUCCGGGUAGCAGGAUCUAAACUGGCUUUAACUGGAAACCAAAAUAGUGAAGAAAUUCUGUAACUGCAGGAAGCUUUUGGACAGGCAGCUAAACACUGCAGAUACGAGUAUUUCAAAGUGACAGCAGCACCCGGAGCUCUGGUUCACCUGCAGGAUGAGGGUCCUGCAUCAUGUUUUCUGCCUCCAAGGGGCCCUUUGUCUCGUAAUCCGUCCACGCUCACACCUGUCAGCCUCUGACUCAGCUAAAACAUUGUGAGGAGGGUCAAAGCUCGUUUAAAAAAACUAUCAUCUGACUGUUUCCUGCUGAGUUUUUCCGCCCACGGAUCGUGUCUUGUACUCACAAAUAUAAAGCAAACAGUAAAAAGUAAACGGAGCUGUGCCGGUCACACAGCGGCAGUUGUCAACAGACUGUUGUCAUAGAGACAGGACGGACGUGCAGUGCUUUUCUUCUCAGAGCACAAAUGAUUCAUGCAAACACUCCUGAGCGCACAGAAAGCGCUUUUCUGCCCGGAUAAAACACUAGGUGGACCCGGGAUGUUAAAUGUGUUGCGAAGUAAAAUUUCCAUAACCUUUUUAGUUUCAGUGUCAGAGGUCAAAAAGCUCCAGAAACACUUGAUGAAGAUUCACUUUAUUCAUCUUGUAAGACCGACUCGUUUCGGCUCGUGGUCUUCAUCAGGGUGGUCUAAUAAAACUAAUAACGUUGAUCUUCACACUACAUGUCCUGCUGGAUCUUUUUGACCUCUUCAAGCCGUUCACUCUUCAUGCUCCUCGUCAGUUGUUGCCAGAAAAUUCUCCCUUUGUUUUUCCGCUCCAGGUCGUCAUCGGUGAUCUUUAAUUUCCUCAGUCAACUUAAACAUCCGACUGAUUCACACGACGGUUAAGUUCAUCCCUCGGCCGCACGACAACUCACAAUCCUUACAAGUCGUGCAGAGGGGGAGAAAAGCCCCACAGACGAUGACUGUGCAAUACUUUUCUACUUUUCUCAUCACCUGCGUUUCAAGGGUUUUUUAUUUGUUUCCUGACAAAAGCAGGAGGGGGGCGGAGACUGAGGAGUGAACAAUACUGAGCCUGAAGACGAUUUACACACACGCAGCUCGACCGUUAAGAAUGUGUACUUCUGUUUAAUGUGUUUGUGUGACUGUGCAUAUUUAUAUCGUGCCUUUUAACCAUGCGUCUGUACGCGUAAUCUCAAAGGGAAAUAUGUACCGCUGUUAUCGUUUGAUACAUGUAUCACUGCAUUGUUGUACUAUCCAAAGUGUUACCUUACUCUUUUUAUUUUAACUCGACUUCUUUUUGUAACUUUUGUUUGAUUUUCUUGUCUGCACUGUAUUCAAAAAGUCUCUUUAAGACGGUUCAAAGUUCCCUUUGUUCGCAGAUACGGUUCCAAAAUGUACAUAUCUCAUUAUUUGACGGGACGAACUAGGAGUGUUGUACCUGUCACCAUCUCAUCGUCAACAACCAUACCUGCUUUGUUUUAGAUAUUGCGUUUUUUUAAAGUUUUUUUUUAAAAGACUUUCUUUCUCUGCUGUGAACUGCUCAGCGUCGACGCCUAGAGACAAUCACGAGUGACAUUAGGCUACAUGGUAUUUUUAAUGCAGGUCAGAUAUGCUUACUGAAUGUGUCUUUUGUUUGAUUUCUUUACUUUGUCUGCAUGUCAUGUUCAUAUUGAAGUAUAUCAUGGCUGUCAAAGAAAGUGACCAUGCGAUGUUUAAUGGGC